Molecule: messenger RNA, 1520 nt
Organism: Lutra lutra (Eurasian river otter)
Lineage: Eukaryota; Metazoa; Chordata; Mammalia; Carnivora; Mustelidae
Gene: RAB19
Product: RAB19, member RAS oncogene family
Exons: 4
Coding region: 452-1114 (220 amino acids)
Cellular component (GO): trans-Golgi network
Molecular function (GO): GTPase activity; GTP binding
Source: RefSeq, a predicted model, not a curated record
AACUAGCCGCCCCACCCCCAUCCCAGCCAAACGAGGGACCCCAGGAAAAACCGGGGGCAAGAGUUGCAAAAGAGGAGGUGAGUAGAAGGAAGGAACGGGGCGGCUGAGUAGUUAAGGGGCCAGUCCUUUUUGUCCGGCUUUGCGAGGAGACGCAGGCUGGGAGGGCAAGCGGCGUGCGCGGGGCGCGCUGGCCACAGCCCCUUACCUUGCACUUGUACCCGAGGGCAGCUUGGCGCCCGGCUCAGGGGCGGUGGGAGGACUCGCGCUUUCCUUUCACUUUCUCGGGUCGCCAAACCCGACACCUGGGGACUGAACCAGAGCUCCCACCACGCCGGCCCGGCAGGAGGAAGCAAGGCGCGCAGGGCCGGGACGGAAAACUAGAAUAAAGUCAACAUUACCUGCCCGCAGAGGUGAGGCGAGCGAGCCAGGUGCAUUCUAGGUGUCAGGAGCCAUGCAGUUCUCCAGUUCCUCCAGGGGAGCAGAUGAGAAUUUUGACUAUUUGUUCAAGAUCAUCCUCAUUGGGGAUUCCAAUGUGGGGAAGACGUGUGUGGUGCGGCAUUUCAAAUCUGGAGUCUACACAGAGACACAGCAAAACACGAUUGGGGUGGACUUCACCGUGCGCUCCCUUGAGAUCGAUGGCAAGAAAGUGAAGGUGAGAAAGGCAUGGGGUGUGGACACGGCGGGCCAGGAGCGUUUCCGGACCAUCACUCAGAGCUACUACCGCAGUGCCCAUGCCGCCAUCAUCGCCUACGACCUCACCCGACGGUCUACCUUCGAGUCUGUGCCUCACUGGAUCCACGAGAUAGAAAAAUACGGAGCGGCGAACUUGGUCAUUAUGCUGAUUGGGAACAAAUGUGACCUAUGGGAGAAACGGCAUGUCCUGUUCGAGGACGCCUGCGCCCUGGCUGAGAAGUGCGGCCUUCUUGCUGUUUUAGAAACAUCCGCCAAGGAGUCUAAGAACAUAGAGGAGGUCUUCGUGCUGAUGGCCAGGGAGCUGAUCGCCCGCAACAGCCUGCACUUAUUUGGGGAGAGCACCAUGAACAGCCUGGCCCUGGAUUCUAGGCCAAUCCUUGUGGCCCAGGGUCCGAGGGAAAAGACCCACUGCUCGUGCUGAGAUGUGCACGAGGCCAGCCGCAGCCAGGAGACGCCGCGUCCGACGUGGAAGGUAGCCGGGUACCCUGUCAGCGGCCACGCAGCAUUUCAAACCAAAGCAGACUUGCCGCUGGUCCUUAACCCUUCCCGCCCAGAUGGGGACCACUGUGCCUGGACUCACACCCCAGGCCAGACCUGCUGCCUCUGAGCAAAGCCACACCACUGUUUCUCUUGGCUCCGCUUUGGACUUGAAGGCAGAGGUAGGAAGACAAGGUCUGCUCUUCCUUAUACUUCCAUUUUGUCUCCCCAACCCUUCCAACCAUUUCCUACUGAAUUCUGCUUCUUGCUUGAAGAAGGUAGUGAAGAAAGAAUAAAGGAGGGAUAUUAAGAGAGGGGAGAGGAUGUUUAGAACAUUCCAGAGCAGUUUA